AUGUUGAUUCAAAGAACUGGCUGCACAUUAGUAAGUUUUUAAUCUUUUUUCUUAAAAUAAUUUAAAAACCAGAUCAACGGAUGCCCUUCGGGCAUCCUAUGAUCUGGACAUUGCAAUUUCAUUUUGUUUCAUCAUGGUGCCAAUUUUAAUGCAGUUUAUAAUAUGCUAAAUCAUGAGCUCGGGCCUGCGGCCCUCGCACAUCUUUUUUUUAUACUGUUAUAAAUCAAUGAAAACAAUUUUCAUUUGGAGAUAUUAUAUUAUGAGCUCCGGCCCGUGGUCCUCGCACAUUUUUUUGGAUCAUUUUUAUCUGGACAUUACAACUCCAUGUUUUUUAUAUUAUUCAAACUAAUAUGCUCGGGCCUGCGGCUCUCGCACGUUUUUUCCAAUUCAAACUCUAAAACCUGUUGCAAAACAUUUUUGCUAUUGAAUGACCGCUCUAUUUUAUCAAAAUUUUACAAAAUUUUCUCGCCGAUUUUCGCAGUUUUAAUUUUAAAAAUGAUUUUUUUUUGAAAAUUUGCAUGGCUCUCUCAAUUGCACCUUUCUUUGGCUUCAAAAAGGUCAGACACGAUUUUGAUUCCAUUCUUCGCAAUUGAUAGAGGGGAUGUAUGUUAUUGACCUAGAAAUAAAUAAAAUAAAUAAAUUAGUAAGUUAAAUCACUUGACGGUUUUCUGAAACAGUUUUAUCUCGUUUAUAUAGUCAUAUUUAACAAAACACAAGUCUAAAUAUCACUAACUUAAACUAAAUCUUUCUGAAUUUCUAUAAUUGAUUACAUAUCUGUACUAUAACCUUUAAACGACAAUUAGUAGAUCCAGUAUAAUGUAUAUCCAUAGUAGUACCAUUUUUAAAUUUAGGCCAACCGGCAUGCGACGUUCGUGCAUCAAGAGCUCAUUGUGAGACCGGAGAUCCUUGUUACUAACCCAAAAGGUGGAUACAAAUCCGUGUGGGUGAUGAAUGGCUCAGACCAGGAACUGUAUGUUCAAGUGAAGGAGUGUGAGGACGCAAAUGUCUACCCGUCCAAAUGUGUGGUUCCGAGAAAGACGGCCCAAUUGUUCGUGGUAGAAUUUUUAUGCCAUGGACCUCAAGAACAGCAAAGUGACACCCAGAAAGUGUACACUUGCGCAAAACACGGCCCAGAUAUUCCUUGUGGAGCAAACCACCAACGAGACCGCUUCUGA
This is a messenger RNA of Bursaphelenchus okinawaensis, 1175 nucleotides long. The record is from the annotation of a GenBank genome assembly. Lineage: Eukaryota; Metazoa; Nematoda; Chromadorea; Rhabditida; Aphelenchoididae.